AUCUAGUGGUUGGAGUUCAUACAGACAAGGAGAUUACCAAACACAAGGGGCCACCUGUAUUUUGUGAAGAAGAGAGAGAGUCUGCACUACCAAGCAGUCUGACGAAGACCUCAAGGAAUUUUUCGCAUAUGAACUGGCACCGUACCCCAUGUCACUCUUUACUGAGGAAGGAAUGCGUAAAAGUACCAAAUCAGCAUUGUAUGAUGCAGCAUUCACCCCUCUCCAAGGUGGGACAAACUUUAGUAGCAGAAAAUAUGCUGUAAUUGAUGGAGGAUUUCUACUCCAUAAAGUUGUAUGGAGUAAAUCCACAACCCCUACUUUUCAAUCAGUGUGCUAGACUUACGUAGACUAUGUGCUGAAAUACUUUGGAUGUAAUACCACAAUAGUGUUCAAUGGGUAUCCUGACGACACUACCUAUCAAAGCACUAAAGCAGCAGAAAGAUCUCGCCGAGCUGUACUUCACACAGCCACCAAAUUUAUCUUUUCAGGAAGUACUGCAGUCAGUGGCGGAUUUACCAGUAGGCUGAGUAGGCUUGAGCCUAGGGCGGCAGAUUUUUGGGGCGGCAAAUUUGGGGACCGAUUUUUUUUUUUGCUACCUCAUAGAAAUCAAAAAUAUUUCUGCAUGACGGUUUUCUGUUUUCUGAUGUUUUACAAAUAGAAGUCUGCAACAAAUUUUGCCGAUGACUUUCCCCUCUCCCUUGUCAUUGUACGUUCCGUGAAUCCGUGUAGCAAACUUCCAUAUUCCAGAGUAAAACAGCUAGUUCGCUAGUCAGUAAAUGCGAAUUUUAAUGGACAAGGCCUCGGUUGGCACUACACGCCCAAGACAACUAUGGUCCCGGGAAAAAUGUGACUACCCAAGGUCAGAAGGGCCCCUCCGCCCUCCCUCCGCCGCUAUCCCUUCCGCCAGACUGUCCCCUCCCUUCUCCUAGUCCGCCUCAAGGGUCGAACCGCGUCAUGUCGCGGGUGGGGCGGCAAUUAGAGCUGUUACCUCGGGAGUCGGGACCACAGUUGUCUUACGCGUGUAUUGCAUAACGAAUUGAUAUUUCUACGUAGGUGUGUCGUGUGGACUGUUAUUUUUCGAAGUGUUUCGUGAAUUGUAUCAUUGUAUGAAUAUUUUCACAGCACCGGUAAGUAAAAACUUUUUAUAAUCAUAAUACAUUAUAAUAAAGCAUCUGUAACGAUAACGAAUAAAUUUAUUGAAAAAGCCCUGCAAUAAUAUUUUUCAUUUUGAAGCUUGGAACAUGGUCACGUUAAAUUUAGAACAUUUUCAUAUUAACUAUAAAUAGUAUUCUAAAAGAUUGCUCAUGGUUAUCUUGUCAUUUUGUCUUUUUAAAUGAAGCAAACAUCAAAAAAUAGAAAUAAUAAUUCACAAUAAACAAUUCAUCGGAAACCAUGCAAAGAAAUUUUAAUUUUUUCGUGAUAGCAUUAAAAAAAUUCGUUUUUACGUUAACUAUUUAUUAUGUGAAUUCUGAAUGAAGGAUAGGGGUGAGCAGGGUUACGUGGCCAUCCUAAGAUAAAACGAUACAUAAAUUGUAUAUUGUAAUUAAAAUCAAAAUAUAAAAUAACCCUUCAAUAAUAUAGUUUUCGUACAAUCAAAACACCAUUAAAAUGUAAAUAUUGGAGCGACUCAUGUUUGUUUUUUGUUUGCCCGUCGCACUAAUCGUGUAAAUGAUAUGACAUUUUUUUUUUUUUCAUUUUUCUUUUAUCUUAAGGAAACUAAAUCACGGGAUACCAUUUCCGGCCACCUGCACUUGUUUGUGAAAUAUGAGCCAUCCUUGAGAUACUGCCACCUUAUCUGCCAAGCCUCUCCUGCUGGCAAAUUUUUGUGUAAGGUCGUUCCCCACACGAAAACAACACACACAUUGCAAAACACGUUAGAAAUUUACAGUGUAGAUUAAAAAAAAAUGUAAAAUGUUCAAUAGUUUGUUUUAUUAUUUAGUAAUACAUAAAUAGAGCUAAGUAUAUACAGUUCGGGCAAAGUGAACAUGCGGUGGUGGCUGGCCACUUUGCCCUCUGAGACGCCAUUACAAAAAAACUAGCAAAAAAAAAGACAUCUUCUACAGUUAUUAAUAUGUGGUAUUAAAGUUUAAAACAUGCUAAUUUGGAUAGGCUAUAUUAAAUAAUUAUGGCAUUACUGUGUAUUUAAUAAUGAUCAACAGUAAUUAUUACUUACCUUACAUGUUACAUCAGAAAUAGUAAAACCAGUAAAACCUUAAUAAAACAAAUAACUUUCACUGCAAACAGACCGGGUGCUCUCAGAACACUAAUGGCGUCUCUUACAAAUGUUUCACAUCCUCGCUACCAAACUUCAUCACUCUCCAGCUGAGUAACAGCCAAUGGCCACUUUGCUCGCUCUGGCUACGUUACCCUGCCCUCCCCUAUCGCUGCUUGUGUACGAAAAAUAAACUUGUUAAUUUAAUCCUUUCCAUUUCAGUUCCUGAAGAAAAAAUUGUGAAAAUGAGUGAUGGGAGAAAGCGACUUAGUGGAGCGGAGUACAAAAAGAAGGCCAAAAUAAAAAAAGAAGAACAAGAGCAAAUUAUACGAAAAACCACAAAAAUUGACAGUUUUUUUAAAAAUGAAAAUUGGGUCGAAAAAACGGGAACUUCAACAAUGCAAUCUGGAAAGGAUGAAACGGACUUUAAUUCUGCUGCCCAACUGUCAUCUGUUGAACUAUCGACUAAAGAAAAAACUGAUGAUUAUGUUCUUGACGACGAGUGCUCCAAAAUUGAAGAUGCCUCUCAGACCGAAUCGUUAAAUGAUGACCAAAAGCAAACAACUGUAGAUCAAAACAAAGAUCCAGCUUUAUGGGAAAUUAAUGAUACUUUAAGGGAAAUUAUUGCAAGAUGCGGCUUUUAUCAAAACAAGUCUUCUGACUUCUCUAAAAGUGGAAAACUAUAUGCUGAUCAACGUCGUUUCUUGCCAGUGAGUAUCUUUCAAAGAAAAAUGAAAAACAAUGAAGUGAAGGACCGAAAUUGGCUGGUUUACUCUGAAAGUAAGAGUUCCGUAUAUUGCGGACCAUGUUUAGCAUUCGGUCCAUUGGAGAAUAAAACUCAGUUCGAGAACGAAGGAUUUAAUGACUGGAAAAAUGCAGAACACCGAGUAGCUCAGCAUGAAAACUCUGCGCGUCAUAAAUCCAGUAUCCUUAGUCUGAAAGCUAGAAGUGCGAUUGAUGGUCGAAUCGACAAUUUACUGCAUUUGCAAAUUGAUGAAGAAAUUACUUAUUGGAGAAAUGUUCUGAAAAGGGUUGUUGCUGUAGUGAAGCGGCUGUGUUCAAGAGGUCUCGCUUUUAGAGGAAAAAGUGAAAAGUUCGGUGAUCCACACAACGGAAAUUAUUUUAUGAUUCUGGAACUGUUAGCUGAGUUUGAUCCUUUCUUAGCCAGUCAUAUUGAACGAUUUGGGAAUCAAGGAUCCGGAAGUACCAGUUACUUAUCGAAGACCGUUUGUGAUGAAUUUAUACUUUUGAUGUGCCAUAAAGUCUUGAAGCAAAUUGGAGACGAGAUAAGAAGGGAGAAAUACUUUUCCUUAAUCAUCGAUUCAACACCGGAUAUAGCACAUGUGGACCAGCUCACCUUCGUGAUUCGGUAUGUUUUAGAAACAGGAGAACCCUGUGAAAGAUUCCUCAAGUUUUUGCCCUCAGUGGGACAUAAAGCUGAAGAAAUGUUUGCUGCCAUUACUUCGGAACUAAAAACCUUGGGUUUGAACAUUGAAGACUGCCGUGGACAAUCGUAUGACAAUGCCGCAAAUAUGUCUGGCAUAUACAAUGGCUUACAGGCUAAAAUUCAAAGUCAAGCACCGUUUGCUUUUUUCGUUCCUUGCUCUGCCCAUUCUUUAAAUUUAGUGGCAACUGCAGGGUUGCCACUGGUCCCUAAAAGUCCCUAAAAGUCCCUAUUUUUCCAUAGGUCCCUUAAAAGUCCCUAUAUUUUGAUAGGUCCCUAAAGUCCCUUUUUUUUAAAUUUUGAAAUGGAUUCAUUGGAAAAUUAGCAUAUUUAUUUAAUUUUUUAUGAAUGUGUCAUGAACAGUGGCCAUCAACACGCUUCCACACAUCCAUAAAGUUUUGCAUCUGUCGAGCUACAUUUUCCUGCAUCUUACUACAUGUAAGUUUUACAGUAUUGAUAUUGUUUUAUUAUUCUUUCAAUGUUUUUAUUAAAAAAUAUUGUGUGAACAAAUUAAAAUUUUAUGGGGGAGAUAACAUUCUUAAGCCCCAAUGAAGAUUAACUGAGGGGCACACAUGCUCCAACUUGGUAUAACAUAAGUUGUUUGUAGCAUUUUAUUUCAGGUACCUUCUAUAUAGCUUAUAAUCUAGUUGCAGAACAUAUAAUGACAAAGUCGUCAUUACUUAAACCAAUACUGAAAUGUUUUCAGUGUCUUCAGCCUAACAAGAGAGUGUUAGACCAGAGUUCACUUGAUAUUGUUACCAUCAGCAAAUCUCUUCCAUUGAACAUAAAUACAAACCUGCUUUUUGAUGAGUGGAAGUUAUUGCAGUCAGAACCAGAUCAAGACAUAAUUGACAAGUGUGAAGUAAGCAUUGACAAAUACUGGUAUCAUUUCAUGACAUUAAAAAAUGCUUUAGGGUCUCCAAAGUAUCCAACAGUUUCAACUGUAGUCGUGCUGCAUUGGCAGUAUCAAAUGGAAAUUCAGAUGUAGAGAGAGGGUUUUCAACUUCAGUGAGAAUUUUAACAGAAGACAGGUCUUUGUUGUCAGAACGCACUCUCAAUGCUGUGUUAAUUGUAAAGUCAGCCUUAAAAAUAUAUGACAACAAGCCACAUUUGGUACCUGUAACAAUAGAGCUCCUGAAUCUUGCAAGGUGUGCUCAUCAGAAAUGUUGUGCUUAUUUAGAGGAGCAUAAAGCAAAAAAAGGAUUGGAAGCAAAAAAACUGGAAGAACAGAGGAAAAAGGUUUAAGAAAAGCAGCAUACUAUAAUGUUGGAGAAAAAAAAGAUGUCUAUUUUCCAAGCUGAAGAGAAGUUGAAAGAUUUGAGAAAUAAAAAAGAGAAAAAAAGGAAAACUGCUGAAAGGUUAUUUUCAGAAGCUAGUAAAAGACUUAAAGAGGCACUUAAGUCAAAUGAUAUUGCUGCUUUAAAAGAAGAAGCAAGUCUUGCACAGGCAAUGAAUGAUUGAAGGGGUUAUGAAAGUCCAGAAUAAAAGUUAUGGUGGAAAGGGAAUGGUAUGAGCAAAAUAUAUAAUGUUUUUUCCCCUAAAUUAAUUUAUAAUCAAAAACAGCAUUUAUUUGCAUUACUUGUUAGUAAUAUUUGACAAAAUGUUUCUUAAAUAUUUUCUAACACUGAAGAUUGCAAGACUUUAAAAGAAAAAUAAGAAAAUUGACAUUUCUUACCGCAAAACUUCAAGGUAAAUUCAACUAUAAAGUAUAAUAUUAUGGAAUGACAUACACACAUUGUAUUUUUGCUCUUUGGGGAGAAGGGUGACCAUUCUUUUAACAAUGGUAUUGAACACAUUAUCUAUUGUGGUUUUGGUUGUAGCAGAACAGGGACUCAAGUUUUAUAUACUGGAUUACUUGGUAUGCCGAGUUAAUACUGUGUUAUUUGUUGUACUCGACCAUAAAAUUGUAUGAAAAAUUCUAUAAAUGUUAAGGUUUCCGCAAAAUUUCAGUCCCUAAAAAGACCCUAAAAGGUCCCUUUUCUUAUUCUGUCAGUCCCUAAAACACCCUAUUUUUGGAGGUCCAGCUGGAUGGCAACCCUGCAACUGCGACUGCUGAAUCUUGCACAGAAGCUUGUCGAUUCUUCAUGUUGCUCCAAGAAAUAUACGUUUUUUUUUCAAGUUCAACACAACGCUGGAAGAUAUUGAUGACUGAAGUCGGAGAAGGCAAAACAGUCAAGAGAGUAAACCUCACACGUUGGUCAGCUAGAGAGGAUGCAUGCAGAAGUUUGAGAGAUUCGUGGCACGAAGUCAUUAAAGCUUUGGAAACAAUCAGGAAUGACUGCACCGAAAAGCCUGUCACAAGAAAUGAAGCAAUGGGAAUUCUUUCAAAAUUAAAAAAACUGGAAACAGCGUUAAUGGUUGUUGUGUGGAAUGUUUUUUUGGAAAGAAUAAACAAAGUAAAUGUUCAAAUCCAGGCUUCUACCGUAGAUUUGAUUACUGUAGCCGAUCUUUAUGAAUCUCUUCGCAAGUUUUUCGUAAAGCAACGAGAAAACUUCAAGUAUUUCGAAGAAAUGGCAAUGGAAUUAAGUGCGUCGAAGCAGUACACAAAAGACUUGGGAAAAAGACAACUGAAAAGAAAAAAAUUUGCUGAUGAAACACCCGAUGAAGAAAUGAGUAUGACAGCGAGUGAUACUAGCGAUACUUUCAGGGUUAAUACAUUUCUCGUCAUCAUUGAUAGACUCGUAUCCGAAUUAGAAAAAAGGAAGAAGGCAUACGACAAUUUCAAUGAAAAAUUUUCAUUUCUGACCAAAAUGAGCGAGUUAUCAUUAUCAACCCUUACGAAAAAGGCUCUGUCCUUAGAAAAAAUGUAUCCUAAUGAUUUAGAGACUGAGUUGGUUCAAGAAUGCAUACAUUUUCAAAGCCACAUAUCUUCGCAAAGCAUUCUGGUAAAACCAGAUUUUACAUCAUUACAGAGUCUAUCUUCGUUUCUGCGAAAACAAAGUUUGCAGAACGUUUAUCCGAACUUGGACAUAGCCCUUCGUAUGGCCUUAUGUACACCAGCGACAAAUUGUUCGGGUGAGAGAAGUUUUUCUUGUCUAAAAAGGGUAAAAAAUUAUCUGAGAUCGACCUUGAGCCAAGAAAAAUUAAACGCUUUAGCACUUUUGUGCAUAGAGUCGGAAUUAAUGAACAAUAUUACUUACGAUGAUAUAAUCGAUGAUUUUGCCAACAAAAAAUCGCGCAAAAAGGGAUUGUAAUGAACUUAAUCUAGGACAUGAAAAUUGUAGAGGCAAGGGCGGCAAAAACUUUGCAGCCUAUACCUGGAAAAUUUGUAAAUCCGCCACUGACUGCAGUUAAAAUAGCCCAAGAUAAUUUUUUAUCAAAUGAUGAAAACAAAAAGAACCUCAUAAUGCUGAUGACAGAACUGACAGCCAAUGGGGUUGCAGUGAAACAGGCUGCUGAAGAUGCAGGUGUAAUGGUCGUUCGUACAGCAAUCACAAAAGCUUCUGAAUGUGACAGUGUGGUCAUAACGGGUGAAGAUUUUGAUCUUCUUGUAAUAUUGACAGAUCUAUCCUCAAUAACAAAUAUGCCCCAAAACAUCUAUUUUGAGAAGAGUGGGAGAGGCAAAGCACCAUCAUUGUUGUAUUCAGCAGCAUCAUGCAACAUCAUAAACCGAAGAGAUAUUCUCUUCCUACACGCUGUGAGUGGAUGCGAUACGACGUCAACCCCAUUUGGCCAAGGAAAGAAGAAGGUCUGCAAGAUAUAUGAGAAGACCCCAUGCAUUCAAAAUAUCGCAGCCGUUUUUACAGACGCUGAAGCCACCACCUCGCAGAUUGCUGAGGCUGGUAUAAAGUUUCUUGUGGCCUUGUAUGGAGGGAUCAUCGAAACUGAUUCCCUGGACAAUCUGAGUUUCCAGCUCUUCCAAAAAUCAGUGGCCCAAACCCAAAUUUCAACUGGCUAGACUGCCACCGACUACAGAAGCAGCUACACAUCACAGUUUUAGACCAUAUCUCCAGGUCCAAACAUGGCUGGGGAAUUACAUUGUCCCAUCAGAGUGGGGGUGGUCACUGACCAGACGCUGGGUGGUCCCCACCAGAAAUACGCAGAACGCAGCCCCUGACCACAUUCUAACCAUAAUCUCUUGCAAAUGCAAGAAAGGUUGUAGUACUGCAGCCUGCAGCUGCAAGAAAGCAGGACUACUGUGCUCCACCCUUUGCAAGAGCUGCACAGGCCUUGCCUGUGAGAAUUGUGAACUAGAAUUACAAGAUGAGGAUGCCAAUGUACAUUCUGAUGAGAAAUUUAAUGUGGAAUCCCUAUUUGAAGAAGAAGAAA
This is a messenger RNA of Bacillus rossius redtenbacheri, 7925 nucleotides long. RefSeq names its product ethanolamine-phosphate cytidylyltransferase (gene Pect). Bases 2458 to 3879 code for a protein of 473 amino acids. The record is from RefSeq and is a predicted model, not a curated record. The transcript has 2 exons. Gene Ontology annotation, biological process: phosphatidylethanolamine biosynthetic process. Gene Ontology annotation, cellular component: cytoplasm. Gene Ontology annotation, molecular function: ethanolamine-phosphate cytidylyltransferase activity. NCBI's taxonomy places the organism in Eukaryota, Metazoa, Arthropoda, Insecta, Phasmatodea, Bacillidae.